CUAUUGUAUUUGAAUUAUCGCUUAAUCGUUAUCUCACUGAUGAAACUUUUCGGGAACUUUUUGGCGAGUUUUCUAAAAAAUAGACCACUUACUGAUCAUCUCUCGACGAAUAUAAUAUCAUUUACUGCGAAGGAACAGAGCGAUAAGAUUAGAGAAGGGAUUGACAUCAUUUACACGACGGAGACAUCGAUACUGGUUUAUAAAGCACGAAGAUUUUUGCCGUUAGGCUUUUAAUAAGCAAUCAUCGAUACGAGGGUCAUAACGGCAACUCUCUUCAUUUCCAGUUUAUCUUAAAGAAGACUGGAUCAUUGCAGAAGGGAGUACCGUUACUUUUUGCCAAAAUGGCUUCCAUGAGAGUGUUAAUACCGUUGGCAUUGCUCGUGGUGAUAACACUGGCCGAAUAUCCAUCAUCGAAUAAGACUAUAUUCUUGGAUAAUGAAAUUAUCCAAUAUGAGGAAAAUGGAGCAAGUCCUGAAGAAAACAAAACGUCUGGAAAUUUUGAGACUUUUAUUGAUGAAGAAGAUUCUAGUUAUGCAAAGGAGGAAACAGUUGUUUACAGAUUACCUUCUAUGAUUACACCACUUCAUUAUGACAUUCACUUGGAAAUAAACUUAACGAAAUUCCAAGAAAAUUAUUACAAAUAUAAAGGAACGGUUACGAUAAAUUUGGAAGUAACAACAGAUACGAAUAAAAUCAUGUUACAUUGUGAUAAAUCAUUCCUUGAGUUGGGUACGCCAACAUUAAAAAAUGAGACGAAAAUAUUUAAUGUUACAAUAUCUAAUAUAAACAAUAAUAAUAUUGUGACACUUAAUGUAGAAAAGAUAUUAACUUCAAAUAAUUAUACUUUAACAUUGCCAUACAUUGGAACAGUAAGUGAUAAGAAUAGAGGAUUUUAUAGGGGAUCUUACUUAGGUGAAGACGGCAAAACGAGAUGGUAUGUUGCGACACAUUUUGAAUCAAUCAGUGCACGAAGCGCAUUCCCAUGCUUCGAUGAACCAGCUCUAAAGGCAACCUUCAAGCUUUCGAUAACAUAUGACAAAGGAUACACAGCGAUCUCGAAUACAAUCGGAGAGACGAAAGAAGUUAAAAAUAAUCAACAAAUGACAAGUUUUAAAACAACUCCAAAAAUGUCCACGUAUCUUAUAGCAUACGCGAUAACAGCUGAUUUUAAAUCGUAUAAUAAAAGUAAUAUAAUGGUAUAUUCAAGACCAAAACCUACUGCAGAUAACAUGACCGAAUAUGCUGCAGAAAUUAGUGAAAAAGUGUUGACACAAUUGGAAAAAUAUACUGACAUCAAGUAUUCAUCUAUGAUGGAAAAGAUGGAACAAAUUGCUCUUCCUUUAUUGGCACCGGGUGCAAUGGAGAACUGGGGUCUCGUGACGUACAGAGAAACUGCCAUUCUCUACAACGAGAAUGUAAACGGAACUUUCGACAAGCAACGUGUGGCAAAUAUAAUCGCUCACGAGUUUACACAUCAGUGGUUUGGAAAUUUAGUCACCCCUGAAUGGUGGAAUUAUAUUUGGCUUAACGAAGGAUUUGCUACUUAUUUCGAAUACUUUAUCAUCGAUAAAAUCUAUCCUGACUGGCGUUACAUGGAUCAAUUUAACGUACUAUCUCUUCAAACUAAAGCAUUCCAUUAUGAUGGGGAUGGAGAAAAGACACGAUCUAUGAAUAGCUAUGAAAAGAGCGAAAAUGAAAUUAACGAUUUAUUCGAUGAUAUUGCUUACGACAAAGCUGCUGCUGUCAUCCGCAUGUUCUCUCAUGUCAUUGGAGAGGAUAAGUUUCAGAAUGGUCUACGAGAAUAUCUUAAGACAAACCAUUACAAUACAGUGAAUCCAAAGACUCUUUUCAAAUCUCUCAAUGAUGCCGCAGACAAGAAGAAUUUUAUAGAUAUUGACUUGGUGUCAUUUUUUGAACAUUGGGCCAACCAAUCAGGAUACCCGGUAAUUACAGUGACUAAGAAUAGAAAAGGAAAUGAGACAUCGAUCACUGUAGAACAAACCCCGUUUUAUUUGGUAAAACCUACAGAAGAAAAUUUAUCUAAAAAUAAGACCUGGUAUAUUCCUCUGAACUAUGUACAACAAACAGAACAUAAGAAUUUUAAUGAUACUUCCGUUAAAUCUUGGUUGAAACUUAAUGAGUCAUCGAUAUCAAUUAAAGAUAAUAUCCAAGAAAAUGGUUGGAUUAUCUUUAACGUGCAACAAACUGGAUAUUAUCGUGUCAAUUAUGAUAUGGAAACAUGGAGUGAUAUCAUUAAAUAUUUGGGCACGGAUGAUUUCAUGGAUAUUCAUUCUUUGAACCGUGCUCAAUUGAUCGACGACGCUUUUCAUUUGGCAUAUGCUGAUCUUUUGAACAUCUCUGUCAGUUUGGAUUUAAUCAAGAAUCUCGAAAAAGAAACCGAUUACAUCGUAUGGAAGUCAGCGUUCAAGAUUUUAUCGAAGUUGAACAAUAUACUGGACCGAACAGAAUAUUACAGUUACUUUUUGAAUUUUAUUCGUCCAAUUACUCAAAAAUUAUUUAUUAAUCUGAAGCUCUUUGAAAAUAAGAAUGAAACACAUCUGGAAAGUCUUCUUAAGAUAGAUGCCGCAAAAUGGGCUUGCGACAUUGGAUUAGAAUUUUUAGAAAACUAUUCUAUUCAACAAUUUAAUCUGUGGUUAAAUAAAGCUGAAAAUGCUGCUAUUCCUCGAGAUUUGAAAAAAGUAAUAUUCUGUGCAGCCUUAAGGAAAGCCAAUGAGACUGUUUGGAUAAAUACUUUGAACAAAUACAUACUAUCUAAAGACGUUGAAGAGAAGACACUAAUUCUUUCAUCCUUGGGUUGUUCUUCAUCACCGAACAUUUUGAAAAAUUUCCUUGAUAUAACUGUUCAGGAAGAUUCUAAUUUCAUAAAACAAUUGCCGGAAGUUUUUCGAACAAUAUACUCCAACAGUCCUGUUGGUCUUGAAAUUGUUCUUGAUUUCCUUUCCGAAAAUAUUGAUAAGUUGCAAAAAUAUGAUGGAAACUUCAACAACAAUAUAGUGAAUAUAUUUACCGAACUUGCAAACAGAAUUGCUAUUAAUAAGGAUAUGGGCACGCUAAAUGAAAUUAACUUUCAACUAGUUAAAAUUAUAGGACUGGAGGAUAAAUUGAACCAAGGUGUGGAAAUUGCAAAUAGAAACAAUCUAUUCUUCAAAAAGCAUGAUGAAAACAUUCAGAAAUGGUUAGGAUAUUUGACUGAAAAUCAAACUGUAACAACUUCUAAACCAAAUAGUGCUAAUUCUUUUAGCUUUAGCAUUGCCCUAAUGACUGUAUCUUUAUUACUCGUAAAACUACAUAGUACAUUGAAAGGUGAUUUUCCAGGAAUAUAUUCAAAUCGAUUUACUUUUAAAAAUAUGACAAAAGUUAAAGCAUUACUUGCUUUGAUUCUAUUAUUGGCCAGAAAUUCAAGGACACUUCCUCCCGAAGAUGAAAGUUCGGAGGAAGAUGGAAACAUGGAUGAGGAACUACCGGAAGCUUCAUAUCGUUUAAGUAACAACGUGAUACCUAUACACUAUGAUAUUAAAUUAAUACCGUAUUUGGAUGAGGAUAAUUUCACCUUUGACGGUGAGACAAACGUCCGUUUUAAUCUACAAAAGGUGACACAGACUUUGGAUUUCCACGCUAAAGAAUUAACAUUCGAUGAGACUGAUACGUAUGUAGAAGGCGAAGAUGGUCAGAAAUACAAGCCGAUUGUAUUCACGUACGUCAACGCAACAGAAAUCAUGAAGAUAAGUUUCGAAAAAUUUAUGCAAAAAGGUUUGUACACAUUCCACGUCAAGUUCACGGGUAUUCUCAACGAUGAAUUGUCAGGAUUUUACAGGAGCUCUUAUACGAAUGAUAAUGGCGAAAGAGUAUGGCUAGCAACAACACAAUUCCAAGCGACGUCCGCUCGACGAGCUUUUCCAUGUUGGGACGAACCCUCUUUGAAAGCGACGUUCAAUGUUUCCAUAAAACAUCAAACAAACUACACAGCCCUCUCGAAUAUGCCGAUUUACGAGCAAUCGAUGAUAGACGAAAAUGAUGGAAAAGUCUGGACACAUUUUCAAAAGACUCCCAUUAUGUCCACUUACAUCCUAGCUUUCGUGGUAUCAGAUUUUGUUAAAAUAUCGAAUACUGAUGGUACAAUUAAUGUUUGGUCGAGAAAAGACGCCAUUCCUUUGAUUAACUUCGGUUAUGAGGUCAUUCAAAAGGCUGUUGUCCUUCUCGAAGAAUACACGAAUAGUUCGGUGCGUGUACCAAAAAUGGAUCACGUCCUUAUUCCUAAUUUUCUUCACGGAGCCAUGGAGAACUGGGGUCUCGUAACUUACUUGGAAGAUAAUUUCCUAUACAAUCCGAAUAAAAAUUCUCUGAAGGAAAAAACUUGGACAGCGAUGGUCGUUAGUCACGAAUUAACGCAUCAAUGGUUCGGUAAUGUUGUUAGCCCUACUUGGUGGGAUCACGUUUGGUUAAACGAGGGCUUCGCAUCGUUUUUUCAAUAUUAUAUUACGGAUAAGAUAUUUCCACAUUGGAAAUUGAUGCAAUCAUUCGCGUCUAGUAUGCAACAACAUAGCUUUAGCAUCGAUGUACAUCCCAACGAUAAGCCCAUCGGUCGGAAUGUGAGUAAACCUAAGGAUAUCGAGGAUCUUUUCUCCAGUGUACAAUAUAUGAAGACGCCGUCUUUAUUGCGUAUGUUAUUGCACGUUGUCACUGACGAAGUGUUUCAUACCAGUCUCAUUAAAUAUCUUCAAAAAUAUCAGUACAGUAACGCUCUGCCCGACGACUUAUGGUAUCAAAUUCAAAAUGGUGUAGAUGAGACACCAGAAAUAUCACGCGGCAAAUUUCGCGUAAAAGAAAUGAUGGAUACUUGGAUAUAUCAAAGUAGUUAUCCUCUCGUAACAGUAGAUAGAAAUUAUAUCACUGGCGAGGUAAUGAUCACUCAAGAGAUUAUUAAACAUCACGUUAGUACCAACAAUGUGACUUCGACUGACAAAAAUGAUAUAAGUAAGCGCAAUAAAUGGUGGAUACCUAUAAAUUAUGCAACAAGAACGAAUACCAACUUUUCAUCUACGCUACCUGUUUACUGGUUGAAUCCAACGAACGAUAGCAUUACUAUCAAUGGUAUCGAUACUGAUGAUUGGAUAUUAUUAAACGUACAACAAACUGGACAUUAUCGCGUUAAUUACGACGACGCAAAUUGGAUAAAGUUGGCUAACUAUCUAAACUCACCUGACUACGAAAAGAUACACGUUAUUAAUCGAGCACAAAUCAUUCAAGAUUCUUAUAACAUGUUCAUUAUGAAGAAGAUAAAUUUAACGAUAUUCUUAGAGUUGUCUAAUUAUUUAUCACACGAAGUGGAUUAUAUCGUAUGGUGUCCUAUCUUCGAUAUAUUUAUUAGAUAUGUGGGAAGUUUGUUAGAAAUCACCGAAUGUAGCGAACUUAUUCAGCCGUAUAUUCUGAACUUAAUGAAUAAAGUUAUAGACAGUGUAGGUUUUGAUAUUAAUCCUGACGAUGAUUAUAUAACUCAAUUGACAAAAAUUGACAUUAGAAAAUGGGCUUGUCAUUUUGAUCAUAUCGGAUGCAUAAUAAAAGCCAAUGCCGAAUUGAUUGCACAUUUAGAGUCUUCUAAUGAAAGCGAUUAUCCGUUAUAUUUGAAAGAAUGGGUUUAUUGCUAUGGAAUGAAUAAUGCAAACGAAUCGACAUGGAAUAAGUUAUUAGAUAUAUACAUGAACGAUACUAUGUCGAUUGGACGUUCUUUGGCUUGCAUCAAAAAUAUGACUCUCAUUGAAAAGUAUUUGAAUAUGACUAUAGCGGAAAAUUCGUCUUUCACCUCGGAAAAUUUAUGCGAUAUUUUUAUAUCUGUAUUUUAUAAAGGAUCAUAUAUAACAGAUUUAAUGACUGAUUUUGUUAUAAAACAUUGGGACGUAUUGAAUUCUCGUUCAGAUUUACAAACUCUGUCUAAGUUUAUGAUACUAACAGCAACGAGCAAAAAUAAGUUACAAGAGGUAAAAUCGUUUUUGGAAAAAAAAGAAAGAAUACUUAAAGAAGAGAAUAUGACGAAAUUAAUAAAGAAAAGAGAACAAACUCUUACAACUUAUGAGCAAAUAUUAGAUGAGUUUCGUGCAUGGCGUAAAAGUAAAGAAAAUAUAAAUUAAAAUAAUCCAUAGUUCAAUAGAAAAUUAACAUAAAUUCUGCGUAAGUAUCAAAGAAUUAAAUGAUAGCCUUAUUGUAAAUUAUUUUAAUUUAAAAUGAACUUCGUAUCCUAUAUAUAAAUCUUUUCGAAUUA
Molecule: messenger RNA, 6277 nt
Organism: Vespa mandarinia (Asian giant hornet)
Lineage: Eukaryota; Metazoa; Arthropoda; Insecta; Hymenoptera; Vespidae
Product: aminopeptidase N-like
Biological process (GO): proteolysis; peptide catabolic process
Cellular component (GO): cytoplasm; membrane
Molecular function (GO): peptide binding; zinc ion binding; metalloaminopeptidase activity
Source: RefSeq, a predicted model, not a curated record